Sodiomyces alkalinus F11 is the source of this 1011-nucleotide messenger RNA. RefSeq names its product Mago nashi protein. The coding region runs from base 105 to 569 and encodes 154 amino acids. Gene Ontology annotation, biological process: RNA splicing. Gene Ontology annotation, cellular component: nucleus; exon-exon junction complex. The transcript has 6 exons. NCBI's taxonomy places the organism in Eukaryota, Fungi, Ascomycota, Sordariomycetes, Glomerellales, Plectosphaerellaceae. The record is from RefSeq and is a predicted model, not a curated record.
AUCGCGACAGACGAGAAGAAUAUCGAGUACGAACGAAUAUCCGACCAAACUUGACAAGUGAUCAGCUCCAACGUCCAACGUCCAACGAUUGGGACGCUGACAAAAUGUCGUCCAUGAACGAACCGUUUUACAUCCGAUAUUACUCUGGUCACUCUGGGCGAUUUGGUCAUGAGUUUCUUGAAUUCGACUUUAAAGCUGUAGGAGAUGGACGCAGCGCAGUCGCCCGUUAUGCCAACAACUCCAACUACCGAAACGAUAGCUUGAUCCGCAAAGAGAUGUGUGUCAGCUCUCUGGUGGUCGAAGAGAUCAAGCGCAUUAUUCGGACCAGCGAAAUCCUGAAGGAAGACGACUCGAAAUGGCCACAGAAGAACAAGGACGGACGGCAAGAACUCGAGAUCCACUUGGGAAACGAGAAAAUCUUCUUUGAGACGGCGAAAAUCGGCUCCUUGGUGGACGUGACGGAAUCGGCGGAUCCCGAAGGCCUGCGUGUCUUCUACUAUCUUGUGCAAGACUUGAAGGCAUUAGUCUUCAGCUUGAUUGCGCUUCAUUUCAAGAUCAAGCCUAUCUGAACAACGACGGUUCGGACUUUGCCAGCAUGACGACAUGAUGAUACCCUAUAAUGUGCUAAAGGGCAGGAGAAAAACGGAGGCGUAUUCUGUACUGGAUAGAACAGGAAGCGGUGGGGAGCAUAGCAUGGAAAAUUGCCUAUGAUCGUGGCAUACCCUUAGGCCGGGUCGGGCCUAUGUGAUUUGCUCUUCUGAUUUCACAAAUGGAGGCGCCGCCAAGGGGAAACUGUUCUAAUGAUACCAUCCCUAUUAUUCUGAAAGACAUGGACCUGACCUUUCGAUCUUUGCACGAAUCUCUGGUGUGUUUCUGAUCGCGUAUCCGGGGCAGCCCGGGGUCCUCCGUGCUACCCGCCAGGUGGAUACGGUCCGGCAUGUGGUGGCAAAUAUAACAACCCGCGGAGGACGCACAGGCCAAUGACCUCCAGAUCCCCAGAGGGUCCCGCUG